This is a messenger RNA of Colletotrichum orchidophilum, 159 nucleotides long. RefSeq lists its product as uncharacterized. The record is from RefSeq and is a predicted model, not a curated record. The transcript has 2 exons. Lineage: Eukaryota; Fungi; Ascomycota; Sordariomycetes; Glomerellales; Glomerellaceae. Bases 1 to 159 code for a protein of 52 amino acids.
AUGGACCAGACAAUAACAUCUCAACGAACAACUACAACAAAGCGACAGGCUUGGUUUCGACCGGUAGCAAUGCGUAUAUUUCUUUGGGGAAUAAAUACCAUUCAAGUCACAACGUGUACUUUGGUGACAAGACGGUGGUCCUGUCUGAACAUGAAGUGA